Molecule: messenger RNA, 3340 nt
Organism: Planococcus citri (citrus mealybug)
Lineage: Eukaryota; Metazoa; Arthropoda; Insecta; Hemiptera; Pseudococcidae
Exons: 12
Coding region: 214-3204 (996 amino acids)
Biological process (GO): protein linear polyubiquitination; proteasome-mediated ubiquitin-dependent protein catabolic process
Cellular component (GO): ubiquitin ligase complex
Molecular function (GO): ubiquitin-protein transferase activity; ubiquitin binding; metal ion binding
Source: RefSeq, a predicted model, not a curated record
CGUGUUGAAGAAGCGUCGCAUAAUCGAUUUUGGCAAAUGACCAAAAUUUCUAAAAAUGAUAACAAGAACAUAUGAUGAGAUGAGAUGAUAGAAAAGACAAUAGAAACGAGAUUAUUUCAUAUUUAUAACUCUUUUAAAAUUAAUUAUCAAUGUUACUUAUCAACAAGCAACGUUUUAAUGUUAAUAUCGUCAUCUUGUAUUCAUUUAUGAAGCAUGGAGACCGAGUUGAAACCAUGGUCGUGUGAACAUUGUACGUAUAUGAAUGAGCCAACAUGGUUAGUUUGUGGAAUGUGUUACAGAGAAUGCACUCAAACCAACACAAACGGUAUGGCAAUAGAUUUCCCCGUUAUUGAUCCCGAAGAUCUUGUUGGUUUGGACGCUGGCCCCGAAUAUGCUCAGCCCACAGUAGCUGCGGUAAGUGCUGCUGCUGUUGCUGUAUCGUCCAACGCCUCAAAGGUUUUUAUUCAAGCUGCUCCUGCUGCCACAGUUGCUACUUCUAGCGCGUAUAUUCCUUAUACUACCGCUUAUCCUGUAAGCACUGCGAAUUCUGUUCCUUUUAAUCCCACAUAUGCGAAUAACAUUAUUCCUUCUACUCCUAAUAACGUAGCAGAAGUGAAGCCAACUACGUUCAGAGAUGUAGGAAUUAGUACUUCUGCCAAUCUGGUCGCCAAUGGUGCUAAAGUUUUCACUACCGUUCGUAAACUCGUUCCAGUUACCGUUUCUGUUACACAAACAAACGCAAAAGUUCCUCGUGUACGUGUAAUUAAUCCUAAAUCGAAUCCUUCUUAUUUCAAUUCGAACGGUGCUUUCGCAGUUACCUCCACUGCUACGUCGGUUCCUGUUUCUAAUGCUAAUAAUUUAAAUUCCUACACACUUAACAGCGACUCGCAAGUACCUCCGUUACCUCGAACUCAAGUUACUCGUCCUGUUCCUACGUACAAUGCUAAUGUCUCUACUAGAUCUUUCACGAUGCCUGUAUUCACUCCAACCACUGCUGGGUUUCAUUGUAACUCUAUUAAUAAUUCGGGCGUUCAGGUAGUUCGAUCGAGUCGUACCGAAACUCCUCUUACUUUUCCUAGCUAUGCUGGUGCUUCAACUGUUACCGCUCACGCUUCUUCUACUCCUGUCGCCAGUGGUUUUUAUGCUCCGUGUAAUUCUGGUGCUCAAUCUAGUUCUGCGAAUUCUCUUCCUUUCGCUCCACAGCAACCUGUUAUCAAUUCGGCUACUCCGUCAUUUCAGCUUGGUCUUCCCAAUACACCUAUUAACGUCGCUUCUGUUACCAAUACUUACGUAUCUGGCCCUGGUAUACCUCCUGUUACUAGUACUGCCACUUUUAAUGGUGCUGCUCGUCUUACCACUGCUGCUUUUGCUGCUGCUUUAGCGACUGAAAUAACACCAGGAUGGGUGUGUUCGAGCUGCAAGUCUAUAAACGAUAAUUUUCUGCUGCGAUGUAAAGAUUGUGAUACGAAGAAACCCGAAACCUUACCGAAUGUGCAACCAACUCCGGAUUUAUAUUUCAAUCCAAAUAAUAAUCCAAAUGUAGUCAACGAUGCCUUCUUCGAAUGCCCUCAAUGUUUUUUAUUAUUUGCUCAAAGUGAAGGAAUGAUUUUAGAGCAUUGUGGCCAUAAAUUUUGCAAGAAUUGUUUAAGAGAAUGGAUUAGCUACAGUGCAGAUUUGCAGCUUAGAUGUCCCUUUAAAAUCAAAGGAGUUUUAUGUAAUAGUCUUUUGACUUAUCAAGAAGUUAGCUCGAUAUUGAAUUCAGAAUAUGUUGCGAUCGAUGACACGAAAGUAAUAACUGCUCGAUCAGGUCAACAAAAUGGCAUUCCUGAUCCACCUCAACAGAAUAUCAUUCCUGGGCCAGCUCAACCGACUGUAGGUCAAGUUUUACAAGUGUCGAAUGUCGUAGCCGAUCCAUUCCAACAGAAUACAAUUGCUGUAAACCGGUUUCAAGCAAAUAUCGUUCCAGUUUCAUUUCCGCAGAACAUCGUACAACAUCCUCCUCAGCAGAAUAUUGCAGCAGGGCCGUCUCAAACGAAUAUUUGCCCUGUUUCACUUGCUCAGAGUCUCGUACCGGGUUCAUUUCAACAUAAUAUUGCUGCAGGACCACCUCAAACUAAUAUUUGUCCAGUUUCACUCGCGCAGACACUCGUACCGGGUUCAUUUCAACAUAAUAUUGCUGCAACGCCGCUUCAAACGAAUAAUAUUUCAGUUUCGAAUCUCGUACCGGGUUCUUUUCUACAGACUGCUGUUCCAAUUCAAGCGAAUAUCCGUACAAAGUUACCCGCACCCGCGCAGAAUAUCAUUCCAGCAGCACCUCGACCAAAGCAGCCUGUUAAUCUUGGUCUGAUUGAUUUAUGUAGUGAUAGUGAAGAUGAAACCAAUGUUGCUGCUCCUAUUCCUCCUGUUACUGUUGCAAGAAACCCACCUGCGAAAAUCAUUGGGAAUGAAAUAAAUUAUCAAGAACUGCUGGAAUUAGAGAACGAAGUAUUGAUACCGAAUUUAGAGGUUUUCGAAUGUACUAUUUGUAUGACUGAACAGAAUCCAGGCGAAGGAGUAGUAAUGAGAGAUUGCUUACAUAUGUUUUGCAGGGAUUGUUUGAAACAAGCAAUAAAAUGCAAUACAGAUGCGGAAAUGAGAUGUCUAUACGGCGAUGGAAAGAAUCGCUGCGAUAGUACGCUACAAGAUCGAGAAAUUAGAGCGCUCGUUGAUGCGGCGGAUUUUGAAAAACAUUUAUCAAGAUCGAUCAAAGAAGCAGAGAAUAAAAUUCAAAACACGUUUCACUGCAAAACAGUCGACUGUGUUGGAUGGUGUGAAUACGAAGAAGAAGUCACUGAAUUCGGAUGUCCUGUUUGUUCCCAAACCAAUUGUAUUAAUUGCAAAGCAAUUCAUACGGGUAUGGAUUGCAAACAGUAUCAAAUAAACAUACAACUUAAUUCAGCGAAAAAUCCCGAAGAUGCUAAGACUAAUAAAAUGCUGCAGACUAUGUUGAAAAAAGGCACGGCGAUGAACUGCCCGAAAUGUGCAAUUAUUCUAAGUAAGGUAACUGGCUGUGAUUGGCUUAGAUGCUCAAUGUGCAAGACUGAAAUUUGCUGGGUUACUCGUGGUCCACGGUGGGGUCCUAAGGGCCACGGUGAUACUUCCGGAGGAUGUCGUUGUCGACUUAAUGGGAAAUAUUGCCAUCCGAAAUGCGGAAAUUGCCAUUAACCCGGCUUGCUAUUUAUUGUGAUUCUUUCGUAAUUUUUUGUGAGACUUUUGUAUCUAGUUUUAUAAUUUACUCGUUUACUACUUUUUUAAUACCGAUCGUGUGUUCGUUUGUGAAAUACAGUUUUUUGUACGAAGA